AUGUCACUUACCACUCUCCCUGCAGAGAUACUGCUUCUUAUACUUGACUGCAUUGACCUACCCGAAACCCUGAGGAAUUUCUGCUUGCUGUCGGCGAGAUUCCGCGCCAUCGCCCAACCCCUCCUUUAUCGAGAAAUCACCCUCGCACCGGAGGACCUUUCACUUUCGCUUUUGCUCCUCUGUCGCACGAUAACGACGUGUCCGCUCAUCGCUUCUCAGGUCAGAUCUCUUGAUAUCGAUACUGAGCAGCCCAUUGACCUGGAUGAAACCGAGCGCCCUGAACGGCGCGGGUUAUCAAAACACGACACCAGGUUUUUGAAAUGCGAAGCCCAAAAACUCAACAUCGGUAGUAUAGAACUGUUUGACUCUGUAUCCUGGGCAACAGAUUCGAUAAUUCUGUCAUUAUUAUUGAUCUCCCGCUCCCCCAACCUCAGGGAGCUCUUCAUCAAUCUUGACCCUGCGGGCCUUUCGCUCCUGACUAGUCUAGCACAGGCGCGAACCGCAGACAAUCUCAGCUGCUUCCGAGAUUUACACGGCAAUGGAAUUGAUAUCAGAAACAUCACUCUGCUUCUUUCCUUUCUUCAUCUGAGUAAGAUCCAAAUUAGCCACUACGAUUCCACUUGCGGUCUUGAUGAAACGGAUGCAUGUAAUCCGGUACAGACAGCGCCCGAUGUGCCUCUAGGAUCCCUUUCUGUCUCAGCUAUAUCCCUUCACCGCAGCUCCAUCAAUACAUCAGAUAUGGGCACGCUAGUAAACUCAUGCAAGGAGCUAGACAGCCUGUACUACGGGCAAUGCAACUCGCAGGCUAUACAUCUGAAUCCUGAACAGCUGCACUCGCAGCUCCUAUUCCAGCGAGACAGCCUCAGAGUUCUACAGCUCUCAUAUGAGGAUGACUCGCUAGGAACCGGGCCAUCGCCAGCCUUCACGCCACCCCACUUCGGCUCCCUACUGGGAUUGGAUCACCUGGAGUCCCUAACAAUCGAUCAAAUAUAUCUCAAUGCUGCGCCAGAGUUCCCACCCUCGCUUACUCGUCUAUCAAUCCAAAACUGUCAGACCCCGAUUGGAGGAUUGAUGAUCUACCUCGCGAAUCUUGCCUCAACCGGCCGCUUCCCCAACUUGAAGAAUGUCUUUUUGCACAGCGAUGACAUAUAUCCUGGACGCAUGCUCGAUUUGCCGCGGCGAGGCGCGACGGAUGUUUUGUUUCAUGAAGCCUGCCGGGGGUUACUGGGGAUUUUCAACGGGACGAACGUCACCCUUCGCUUGAAUAAGGAUCUGCUUAGGGGUACUGUCCGCGGGUAUGCCGAUGCGUUUGAGUUUGGCCUGCCUGGUGUAUAUUGGCCGUUUGUUUAUAUGUUGUAA
This is a messenger RNA of Aspergillus calidoustus, 1359 nucleotides long. NCBI's taxonomy places the organism in Eukaryota, Fungi, Ascomycota, Eurotiomycetes, Eurotiales, Aspergillaceae. The record is from the annotation of a GenBank genome assembly.